CGUCAACUUCAGAGAACGCUACUACCAAAGGAGCAACCAAUGCUAGCAAUGCUAAUCGUGAUGAGGAUGCCAUGACUGUGAUGAACACACAUGUUGCUGAAUACCUGGAGAAAUUAGGGCUUUCGGAGGCCGCUAAUGAGUUCUCAAAAAGAGCUGCAAAGGAUCCACUGCCUGAAGUGGAAUUGACUCAAGUUUUGCCACAAUUUUACGCUGCUUCACGUAUCUUGGAGGCAACGGAAAUGGGACAGCAAGCAAAUCCAGAAGGACCAAUAACUGCUGCGGAGAGGAGUCGAAUCUGGUCGAAACUGCAUAGUGCGCAUGAUACUUUUAUUGAGAAGCAGGCAACAGAGAAAGUGGAGAGGAAUUUCAGCCUGGAGAUCCGUAAGGCAACUUCAAAGAAUCGAACUAGCAACGGAGCAACUAGUGCUAGUAUUGAUCGUAAUGAGGAGGCUAUGAUAAUGCUGAAUGGCUUGGUCGCUGAAUAUAUAAAGAAAUUAGGGCUCGUGGAGGCCACUGAAGAAUUUUUAAAGAGAGCUCUGAAGAAACCACAAGCUGACUUGGAGUUGACUCGAGUGUGGCCAGAAUUUUUUGCUUGCUUACUUUUCUUGGAAAAAGCUGAAUCAGGAAAGAAGGCUCAUCCAGUACCUCUUGAGGAGUUAGUUCAGAUCAUGACACUUUUGCGUUUGCGUGCUACUUCAACUGUCUCCAAUGAAACUGAAUCUCAAAACCAGACUUUUUUGGGAGAUAAUACUGUUCCACUUCCACUGAUAGACAAUUGUGAAUACGAGCGUUGUUUACUUGAUUGGUUCCAUACUGUGGUUCUCGAAUCUGUCACUGUGCCUUUUUGGAGCACAUAUUCUACUGAUGCUCUUUGUUCAUUUCUUGACACCUUAUUGUUUUGCAGUGUGAUGGAUUUUCCUAUUCCAAAUUAG
Messenger RNA from Ilex paraguariensis (yerba mate), 932 nucleotides. NCBI's taxonomy places the organism in Eukaryota, Viridiplantae, Streptophyta, Magnoliopsida, Aquifoliales, Aquifoliaceae. The record is from the annotation of a GenBank genome assembly.